This is a messenger RNA of Esox lucius (northern pike), 2008 nucleotides long. It is a transcript of the gene ldlrap1a, whose product is annotated as low density lipoprotein receptor adaptor protein 1a. Gene Ontology annotation, cellular component: early endosome. Lineage: Eukaryota; Metazoa; Chordata; Actinopteri; Esociformes; Esocidae. Bases 153 to 1100 code for a protein of 315 amino acids. The transcript has 9 exons. The record is from RefSeq and is a predicted model, not a curated record.
UAAAGUCCACUGCCACUGCCAGAAAAAAAAAAGCAAACCCCCCGAAGUCAACAACUUCCUUGGAGUAGCUGUUUCUUGGACGGUCCUUGUAAGCGGUCUGGAAAGUCGCGAGAUAAACCCCAACUAAGUUUGUUGUCCUACAUUAGUCGGCGAUGGAUGCCAUAAGGUCGGCUGGAAGAGCUAUCAUUAAAAAACCAAGUAUCGCGAAACAGUCUUGGAAUGCGGGAAAACAUAAAAAGCUUGCAGAGAACUGGACAGACACAAGAGAGACUGUUGUCGAUGGCAUGACCUUCUACCUUCGCCGCCUAGGCAUGACCCUGGUGGACCAGCCCAAAGGAGAGGAUCUGUCAGCCACUGCCGUCAAGAGGAUCGUUGCCACGGCCAAAGCCAGUGGAAAGAAGCCCCAGAAGGUGACCCUAAAGGUCUCUCCUCAGGGCAUUAUGUUGUAUGACAGUCUGACCAAUCAGCUUUUGGACAACAUCUGCAUAUACAGGAUAUCGUACUGCACGGCGGACAGGCUUCAUGACAAGGUGUUCGCCUAUAUCACCCAGAACCCGCUCAACGGAACACUGGAGUGCCAUGGCUUCCUCUGCUCCAAGAGGAAAGUGGCCAAGGCUGUGACGUUGACUGUAGCACAGGCCUUUAAAGUGGCGUUUGAGUUCUGGCAGGUGGCCAAAGGAGAGAAGAGGGUGAAGUCAGGCUCGGCUGGAGAAGCAGACAACAGCAGCUCUCCGUCCCUGAGUUCCAACAGCCUGCCUGGAUUGACACAAGAUGUUGCCACGGGUAACUUAUUGGACCUGGGGGAACUGGCUCACAUUGCUAUGGUGUUGGAAAGCAACGGCAACGAGGAAACCAACAGAAACAAGGAAUUCCAGGUGGAUGAUGACACUGCUCUUGAGAGCAAUGACAACAACAACAUUGUCUGGAAACUUGAGGAAGACUUGGAUGAGGCUUUUUCAAGUCUGGCAGUGUCCCGUACAAACCCUCAGAUCCUGGACAUUGGGCUGACCCCCAAGGAUUGGCUGUCCGAACCUGACUGGGCCAAUGGUAACGCUCCCAACAGGAACACAGCCAACGGAGAUGGAUUCUAUGGCUUCUGAUCUUUGUUGACUGUGAGGCCCAAUCACACAGCGCCCCCUGGGGAUACUAUUCUAAAGCUACAACACACUGGGUGAACCUGUCAGAUCCUCCCAGAGCUCCACAAGGAAAUAGGGGACAGGAUUUAAGGGUUGAGGCCGUAAAGGGGUCAACUCGGGCGCCGUUCUAAACCAAGUCCUUGCCUUCAUGGUUAUUGUUAGUUGCCUUCGUCCUUAUUCUUGGUUGACUUCCCUCUUAGUGAUCAGAGAUAACAUGGCGCUACCAGGAACCAUCAUUGGCUGGAUGAGAGUGCCUGAUUUGGGACAUGAGUGUCUGAAGUGUCCCUUCCAACCAAACCGCCACCACACGCCAAAGCAGUUAUAAUUCAGCCUAUGAUUCAACUGUACAUUUUAUCAUCCACAUGAAUCUCUAUCAGAAGUUGCAUUGUUUAUUUUAUUUACUAUUUUCUUUCAUUUGUACAGUCCAGUAUUAUCUUGAUGCAUUUUGCGUCUGCUGAAAUGUGUGUAUAUAUAUUUUUUUUUUUUUGCAAGAUGUAUGAUUUCAGUCAUAUUUAUGUUGAGAUUUUGAGCUAAACUUUGCCUGUGUUGUGUACAUUAACACCUAGCCUUAACAACGUCAAAGCAAGACAAUCUGUUUUGGUACUUCUUUUUAUUGGCAGGGACAUAUUUCUUGCUUGCCGAUGUCUGCAUCAGCAGGCGUGAAAGCUUUGAAACAGAGGAGCUUACCGAAGUUGUCGCAACGUAAACAUUUUGUUCCUACUGUCUACUUGAUUGAGAUUCACGACUGAAUUGCCAGCUGCAGUGGUCAGUUUCACUCUCCUGUAAUUAGCUGAUCCUCACCUCCAAUGGACCAAUGUAUUAUGUAAUACUGUACAGUAGAGCAGCGUGUAACUUUGAAUAAAGAAUUUAAU